Messenger RNA from Plectropomus leopardus (leopard coralgrouper), 1669 nucleotides. The record is from RefSeq and is a predicted model, not a curated record. NCBI's taxonomy places the organism in Eukaryota, Metazoa, Chordata, Actinopteri, Perciformes, Serranidae.
ACUACGGCGCAGUUGUUGUUCUUGUGAUGGAUGGCUGAUGAUUUCGGGUUCAAGCAUGGAACAAAGAAGAUUCAAGCCACGAAGGGCGCGAGGAUAUUGGGUCGGCUGCGCGGUUGCAGUGUUUUUGUGGAGCGUAGCCUCGGCACAAUCAAGAUAUUCAAUCUCUGAGGAAGUUAGGGAGGGAUCUGUGGUUGGAAAUAUAGCAAAAGAUCUGGGAUUGGAUAAAAGCACACUGAAAGAACGAAAGUAUCGGAUUGUUUCAAGUAAUGCGGAUCCUCUUUUCGGCGUAAAUCAAAACGAUGGCACCCUGUAUGUGAACCGAAAAAUUGACAGAGAAGAGGUGUGCGCGCAGAGCAGUACGUGUUUUAUAAAUGUAAAGACCGUGCUAGAAAACCCACUGGAGGUGCACUAUGUUGAAGUGGAGGUGCUGGAUAUAAAUGACCAUUCUCCCACUUUUCCAGAGGAAGAGAAACGGUUGGACAUUUUUGAAUCUGUGUUACCCGGAGCACGUUUUCAGCUAAAACCUUCACGGGAUCGAGACAGUGGUCAUAACUCCGUGCAGCAGUAUAAACUAAGUCACAAUGAUCACUUCCGUUUGGAGGUUAAGGAUAAAGGAGACGAUGGCAAAAUACCAAUAUUGGUUGUUCAAAAAUCUUUAGACAGGGAAACAGCAGGGAGUCACUCAUUAGUGCUGACAGCGCUGGAUGGAGGGAAACCUCCGAAAUCUGGCACUAUGAAUAUUUUGGUAAAUGUUUUGGAUAUUAAUGAUAACGCACCUGUUUUCACUAAAGAUGUUUAUUCUGUGAUGCUGGAUGAAAAUGCUCCAGUAGGUACAACAGUCGUACAGGUAAAUGCAACUGAUUUAGAUGAAGGGCCGAACGGAGAUGUGAUUUACUCUUUCAGUAACAGUAUGAAUCAAAAUAUAUUAAACACAUUUGAUAUAAAUUUAUCAACGGGCGAAAUAACCGUUAAAGGUGUCAUAGACUAUGAGGAGAGAGACAAGUAUGAAAUUGAAAUUGAGGCAUCGGAUAAAGGUCUGGCUCCUCUUACAACGGACAAAAGUGUGGUUAUCAAGAUAGUUGAUGUUAAUGAUAAUGCACCUGAGAUUGAAGUUACUUCAUUUUCGAGCUCAAUUCCUGAAGACUCCAGACCUGGAACUACAGUUGCUCUUAUCAGUGUAAAUGACUUGGACUCUGGUCUAAAUGGAAAAGUUAUUUGUUCCAUAAGUGAGGAUGUUCCUUUUGUCCUAACACCAUCUUUAAAAGACAAAAUGUAUUCAUUAGUGACCAAAUCGCCUCUUGACAGAGAAAGAAAGGACAAAUAUGAUCUAAAUAUAGUUACAAAAGACGCUGGACAACCCCCAUUAUCAUCUGAAAAAACUAUAAGCGUUAUUGUGUCUGAUGUGAAUGACAACAGUCCAGAGUUUACUCUGAGUCCCUAUACUUUCUAUGUCACAGAAGCUAAUGAGGCAGGUACCUCUGUGCUUUCCGUUAAGGCUUUUGAUCGUGAUGAAAGCAACAAUGCACAUAUUUCCUAUCAUAUUUUCAGAGAUUCAAGCACGGAUAACAAAUUCACUUCAUUCCUUAACAUAAACUCUGAAACUGGAGAUAUUUCGGCACUGAAAAGCUUUGACUUUGAAACUCUGAAAACUUUCCAGUUCCAAGUUGUC